AUGGAAGCGUACGUGCUGUGGUUGGAACAAUUUAGAAAGUUUAAAUACACGUGGAUUCACUCGGAAGACAAGAUCAACUGCUUUGUCGUCUACGCCAUUCCUCCGGGAAACAAGUACACAACCAAAACACAUUGCGACCUCGUAGCGGCGAUCGGGGCGCGCUGCCAAACAAAGACGCGUAUCAAUCACAGGGAGAAAUCCGUUGUUGUGGAGGACGGGACGUCUGUGAAGCCCACGAUAUGUUUCAAGACAGAAAAGUCUAGGAAGAACUACCCGGUGGACCUAGACUUCGACCACGACUUCAGCGUGGCCGUGAGUAAGAUGAAAACAAGCUCGACACCGAUGGAUGUCCUCGAUGCGUUCGGCAUCAUAUCCUACGAACUUCAUGAUUUCACGCGAGGCAACAUACUCCGGGUUGUUCGGGCGAUGGAGAGCGUCGGUUUCGGGGUCCUGCACAACGGAGGUCUUGUGUGUUCCGAGAAGGACUCCGCGGGGGAGUCGUCGGAAAGAUUCCUAUCCAAGCUGCCGCACCGAGAUGAUCCGGUGUGGUUUUUCGCGUGA
This is a messenger RNA of Ectocarpus siliculosus, 561 nucleotides long. NCBI's taxonomy places the organism in Eukaryota, Phaeophyceae, Ectocarpales, Ectocarpaceae. The record is from the annotation of a GenBank genome assembly.